GUUAUCACGUAAGUUGAUUUUUCUAGAUAAUAACCUUCCAUUUGGACGCUUAUAAGAAACCAACGCUGAAUAUGAUAAAACUUGUCAUUUUGGUGUCUUGUUUACUUCUCCUUGGAAGUAGAGAGGGGAAGGCAGUUACCUGUCCGUGUCCUGGUGAUGUGGAUAUUAAACCCUCUGAUGAGAACAAGCCAUCAAUAUUUCAAGAUUUGACAAAAUUGGAGAUUGAUGGAGUUUUGAAAUAUCUUCAAAAUGACUCGGGACUGGAUGUCAAACUAGGCCACGGGGCAAAAAUCUCAGAUACAAUUAUAUAUGUAAUCGAAAAGAAACCCACUUCAAAGGAUAAAGUUUUGAAUCAUAUUGAUCGUGAUGGCCGGAGGCCAGUUCGAGAGUCAAGAGUUGUAUUAGCCACGUCAUCUGGAAUGACUGAAUAUACUAUAGGGCCGUUACCUAAACCAACAUACCAUAGAAAAAUAGAAUACCCAAAAUGGAGAAAAACGGGUUUAAAAUUCACAGAUCGUCCUUUUCCAAUAGACUCAUUCGCUAUUGCAAAAACGAUUCAACGGGAAGGAAGAAAGAUGAAGCAACUCCUUCAUGAAAGUUUCAAUGGAUUUGAUUUUGAAGAUGACUGCGGUAACAAAUGUUUAACAUAUGAUGAUUUGAGAUCGAAAGUUUUCCAGGGCAAUAGAUUACUAUGGGCUAAUGUCCUACGUGUAGUUCCACCUUUGAUCGGUUCCAUAUAUGGGUAUCCACUACCUCUUCAGAUUCUUGUGAACAUGACUAGCACAGACUCCGAUUCAUGGAACGCCGCUAAAGUCUGGUACAAUGGUCAACAUUUUGAUUCUACAGAUGAUUUGAUGGCAAAUUACAUUAAUGGGUCAGUUUCAAAGAUUGCCAUGUCGUACAAUGAAACUGAUGUGUAUUCCUCUAUGAGACGAAGGGGAACUGGUAAAACCAGGAUAGCAAAGAGAGGACCAGAUUGUUUCCCGCAAGAUGGCAGAAGAUACUCUGUCGAUGGACAUCGUGUCAAGUAUAUGGGCUGGGAAUUCGAAUUUACUUACCGACAAACCACAGGUCCUCAACUGUUUGAUAUACAGUUUAAAAAAGAACGAAUUGUCUAUGAAAUGAGCAUACAGGAAAUAUUAUUGUCAUACACCGGGACGACGACCCCAUACGGCAGUCAAGCGGGUGUUUUCUUUGAUAGCGAGUCUCUUAUUGGGAACUCAUUUUCACCUCUGUCACCUGGUGUGGAUUGUCCGAAAGGUGCAUCCUACUUCGACAGUUCCAUUUUUUCAUAUGUUUUGAGCAAAAAUAUAGUAAUCCCGAACUUAUUUUGCAUCUUUGAAUAUAGAGAUGACCAAGUUCUGAAACGUCAUUAUGACAACGAUUUUGGUGGAGGGUACGAAUUCUAUAGUGGUAUGCCAAACAAUGCACUUGUUCUUAGAAAUAUCAUUUCAAGUUAUAAUUAUGAUUAUACAAUUAGCUUCAUUUUCUACCAGAACGGUGUGAUAGGUACCAAAGUUUCAGCUUCUGGGUAUGUCUUAUGUGAAUUUACUCAUCAUAAUGUGCCAAUAGAAGACCUGAUCGGAUUUAAACUACAUGAAAAUGUAUUAAGUAUGUUCCAUCAACACCUGUUUAAUUUCAAAGUUGACAUGGACAUCCUAGGAGAAAACAACAGUCAUGAAACGCUUGCUAUUAAAGUCAGACCAGUGACUCAUGAUGUAGUCAAUGGUAUUUAAGAGGAGACAUAUGAACAGUUUCUGAAGAGAAAGCAAAAAAGCUCUGAAAGACAAGCUGCCUAGAGGUUCCAAUACAGUAAACCAAAAUAAUACCUCUUCUACAACAACGGAGCACGAAGGAGUAAAUUAGGAUACAAGAGAGCAUAUUACCUAGACAACCAAGGCGUCAGCAAAUUCCUGUUUCCAGAUAAAUGGUCAAAAAUGGGCUCAUCAGCAUGG
Molecule: messenger RNA, 1955 nt
Organism: Owenia fusiformis
Lineage: Eukaryota; Metazoa; Annelida; Polychaeta; Sabellida; Oweniidae
Source: the annotation of a GenBank genome assembly